Carassius auratus (goldfish) is the source of this 2656-nucleotide messenger RNA. RefSeq names its product extracellular calcium-sensing receptor-like. Gene Ontology annotation, molecular function: G protein-coupled receptor activity. The record is from RefSeq and is a predicted model, not a curated record. Lineage: Eukaryota; Metazoa; Chordata; Actinopteri; Cypriniformes; Cyprinidae. Gene Ontology annotation, biological process: G protein-coupled receptor signaling pathway. The coding region runs from base 134 to 2656 and encodes 840 amino acids. The transcript has 6 exons. Gene Ontology annotation, cellular component: plasma membrane.
GCCCCAUGUCCUGCCUCAUAAGGUCAUUGGCUAUGUUUAUAAUCAGUCAUCCAUAUUAGUAAUUUCUAUAAAAAGGAAAAUAAUGUAUCUGGUCAAUUGCAUUUGACAUUUGUGGUUGAGCUCAAUCCUUGGGAUGCUUUUCUUUCUUUACACACUCCUGCUUUUCAUUCACAUACAAGCAGAAAAGCCUUCUUGCAGAAUGAUGGGAGACCCCAAUUACCUGCUGAUAUCCAAAGAUGGAGAUGUAACUAUUGGAGCACUUUUUCCAAUCCGGAGCAUAGAGACUUUACCUUCAUUUGAGUUUACACAAAAACCUCAGCUGCUAUCAUGCUCAAGUGUAAAUCUAAGAGAUUUCCGGAUGGCUCAGACCAUGACCUUUGCCAUUGAUGAGAUUAACAAAAGUAAAAGUUUACUCCCAAAUGUUUAUAUUGGUUACCGAAUUUAUGAUACCUGUGGUUCAAGACUUUCUUCUAUGAGUGCAACUAUGGCAUUAAUGAAUGGACAAGAAUUUGCAGCAGAGGACACAUGCAAUGGGCAGUCUCCUAUACAUGCCAUCAUAGGAGAAACAGAGUCAUCAGCCACAGUGAUUCUGUCCAGAACUACGGGACCUUUUAAAAUUCCAGUGAUAAGUCACUCAGCCACAUGUGAAUGUCUUAGUAACAGGAAAAACUAUCCCUCUUUCUUCAGGACUAUUGCUAGUGAUUAUCACCAGAGCAGAGCACUUGCAUACAUAAUCAAGCACUUUGGCUGGUCUUGGGUGGGAACUGUGAACAGUGACAAUGAUUAUGGAAACAAUGGAAUGGCCAUAUUUCUGAAUACAGCCCAGGAAGAAGGGAUUUGUGUGGAGUACUCUGUGAAAUUCUACCGAACAGAGCCUGAAAAGCUUAGAAAAGCAGUUGACAGAAUUAAGAAAAGCACUGCAAAAGUGAUUGUUGCAUUUCUUACCAGUUUUGAAAUGGAAAAUUUACUUGAGCAAUUAAGCACUGAGAAUAUUACAGGCCUGCAAAUAAUUGGGGUGGAGGCAUGGAUAACUGCUAAGAGUUUGAUCACUCCAAACAGCUUUCAUGUACUUGGAGGGUCGCUGGGUUUUGCAGUGAGAAAAAUCGAUAUUGAAGGUUUUGCAGACUAUGUUAUAAAAUCAUUCUGGGAAACAGAUUUUCCAUGUUCAUGGACAGAGGGAAAUUCUUCUCAAAAUGCAAGUUGCAACAUAUAUCAGGAUCUACUUUUGCUUAAAAACUACAAUGAAGAUGUGCCUGAACAAAGAUAUUCAAGCAAUGUGUACAAAGCAGUUUAUGCUGUGGCUCAUUCACUACACAGUCUACUCAAGUGUAAAGAAAGGGAAGGUUGUGAGAAAGACCUGAAAAUACAACCUCAGCAGGUUGUUGAAGCUCUGAAAAGAGUAAACUUUACCGUAAAGAUGGGAGAUCGUGUGUGGUUUGACAGCACUGGUGCUGCAGUAGCCCAAUAUGAGGUUGUGAACUGGCAGAAGGACUCUGAUGGCUCAAUCCAAUUUAUACCAGUGGGAUACUAUGAUGCUGCACUGCCCCCUAACCAGAACUUUGUGCUCAACACUAAAAACAUUAUCUGGACUGGAGGACAGCUGGAGAAGCCAAGGUCUGUGUGCAGUGAGAGCUGUCCUCCAGGCACUAGGAAAGCUGCACAGAAAGGAAGACCUGUCUGCUGUUACGACUGUAUUCCAUGUGCAGAAGGAGAAAUCAGUAAUGAGACAGAUUCAAACAAUUGCAAGCAGUGUCCAUGGGAAUACUGGUCAAAUGCUGAGAAAAAUAAAUGUGUGUUAAAGGCUGUAGAGUUUCUGUCAUUUACAGAAGUUAUGGGUAUAGUGCUAGUCUUUUUCUCACUCUUUGGAGCAGGAUUAACUGCACUGGUGGCCACCCUUUUUUACAGUAAGAAGGACACCCCCAUAGUAAAGGCCAAUAACUCUGAACUGAGCUUCCUGCUCCUCUGCUCACUGACUCUGUGUUUCCUCUGUUCACUUACUUUCAUUGGUCGGCCCACUGAGCUGUCCUGUAUGUUGCGUCACACAGCAUUUGGAAUCACCUUUGUCCUCUGUAUCUCCUGUGUUCUGGGGAAAACAAUAGUGGUGUUAAUGGCUUUCAAGGCUACACUACCAGGAAGUAAUGUCAUGAAAUGGUUUGGGCCUGCACAACAACGACUCAGUGUUCUUGCCUUUACGCUUAUACAAGUUCUUAUCUGUGUGCUUUGGCUAACAAUAUCUCCUCCGUUUCCCCACAAAAAUCUGAGAUAUUAUAAGGAAAAGAUAAUUCUUGAGUGCAAUCUGGGUUCUAUAAUAGGGUACUCUGCUGUUCUGGGUUAUAUUGGUCUGUUGGCUGUCUUGUGCUUCGUUCUGGCUUUUUUGGCUCGCACACUACCUGAUAACUUUAACGAAGCUAAGUUCAUCACAUUCAGUAUGCUUAUAUACUGUGCUGUAUGGAUCACAUUUAUCCCAUCUUAUAUCAGUUCUCCUGGAAAAUUUACUGUAGCUGUGGAGAUUUUUGCUAUCUUAGCCUCAAGCUUUGGUUUGCUAUUCUGCAUAUUUGCACCUAAAUGUUACAUCAUCCUACUUAAGCCAGAACAAAAUACAAAACAAAAUAUGAUGGGAAAGGCCCCAUCUAAGUCCUACAGAGAGAGAAAAUAA